Elgaria multicarinata webbii is the source of this 2227-nucleotide messenger RNA. It is a transcript of the gene OAT, whose product is annotated as ornithine aminotransferase. Lineage: Eukaryota; Metazoa; Chordata; Lepidosauria; Squamata; Anguidae. Gene Ontology annotation, molecular function: pyridoxal phosphate binding; L-ornithine transaminase activity; identical protein binding. Gene Ontology annotation, cellular component: cytoplasm. The transcript has 11 exons. The record is from RefSeq and is a predicted model, not a curated record. The coding region runs from base 255 to 1574 and encodes 439 amino acids.
CGGUCUUUUCAGCUGUGACAGGCGUUGGAGGAAGCCGCUGCUGCCUUUUGCUCGUCGGGCUCUCGGCGGAGGGAGAAGAAGUCGGUUCUCGAAGGUACAUGUAGCUGGUCUGGUCCUUUUUGGGACAGGAGCAGUUAAGAAUUUUUUUGGAACCCCUCAUUUCCACAGCAAGUUUUUUGAUUCCAUGUUUAAUCGUGUCAAAACAUAUUAAGCAGCACACAUAAUGACAUAAGUGUCUGUACCAUAUUGUAAUCAUGUUCUCUAAACUGGCCUGUCCGCAGUCAUUUGGCAUUCUCCGUCGGGGUGUUCAUGCUUCAGUGAGUUCAGCAACAUCAAUUGCAACUAAGAAAACAGUCCAAGGCCCACCAUCAUCGGAUUACAUAUUUGAGCGUGAAGCCAAAUAUGGUGCGCAUAACUACCAUCCACUCCCUGUUGCGCUUGAGAAAGGAAAAGGUGUUUAUGUGUGGGACGUAGAAGGCAAAAGAUACUUUGACUUCUUAAGUGCAUACAGUGCUGUCAAUCAAGGCCAUUGUCACCCAAAGAUUGUUGCUGCUCUGAAAUCCCAGUGUGACAAACUUACCCUUACCUCAAGAGCAUUUUAUAAUGAUGUGCUUGGUGAAUAUGAAGAGUAUAUCACUAAAAUGUUCAAAUACAACAAAGUGCUUCCAAUGAACACAGGUGUGGAGGCUGGCGAAACAGCCUGCAAGCUGGCUCGGAAGUGGGCAUAUACAGUGAAAGGAAUUCCAAAAUACAAGGCAAAGAUUAUUUUUGCAGCUGGCAACUUCUGGGGAAGAACUCUUUCUGCUAUUUCAAGUUCUACAGAUCCCUCCAGCUAUGAUGGUUUUGGACCAUUUAUGCCAGGUUUUGAAGUAAUUCCAUACAAUGACUUGCCAGCUCUUGAGCGUGCACUUCAAGAUCCAAAUGUAGCAGCUUUCAUGGUGGAACCAAUUCAAGGUGAAGCUGGUGUGAUUGUUCCUGAUAAAGGUUACCUAACAGGCGUGCGAGAGCUUUGCACAAAGCAGAAUGUUCUCUUUAUUGCUGAUGAAAUUCAAACUGGGUUAGCUAGAACUGGGGAAAUGCUGGCUGUCGAUCAUGAAAACGUUAGACCUGACCUGAUCCUGCUUGGAAAGGCCCUGUCAGGAGGUCUUUAUCCUGUUUCAGCAGUACUUUGUGAUGAUGAAGUUAUGCUCACUAUUAAACCUGGUGAGCAUGGUUCUACGUAUGGAGGGAACCCACUGGCCUGCCGGGUGGCCAUGGCAGCACUUGAGGUAAUUGAAGAAGAAGAGUUAGUGAAAAAUGCAGAAAUCAUGGGCAAUUUAUUGAGGAAUGAACUUAUGAAGACACCAUCAGAUAUUGUGGCCCAUGUCAGAGGAAAAGGAUUAUUAAAUGCUAUUGUUAUUCGGCAAACUAAAGAAUACGAUGCCUGGAAAGUGUGCCUUCGACUCCGUGACAAUGGAGUGCUUGCCAAACCAACACAUGGUGAUAUCAUCCGGUUGGCUCCCCCGCUAGUGAUCAAGGAGGACGAGAUCAGAGAAUGCAUUGAAAUUAUCCACAAAACCAUUCUAUCAUUUUGAAGGCACCUGGUUCAAAGUGUACCUGCGGCUUGAUUCCACAGUGCUACUGCAAAAGCAAUGUUCUGGAGCCCCUCCCUGCUUCCCUGUUUAAUGUUUUUCAUCCUGUUGGGGGUGAAAACCCAAGCCUUCUAAAAUCAAAUAGUGUAAACGUUUUUAUAAUGGACCCAAAGAAAGUGAACGACUAAGUUGUUUUUACUGCAUUGUAACUUUGGAAAAAUUGGUAGGCUUUGUUCAAUGAAUUAUGGAUUUGAACUGUUUAUGAACAUGUCCUUACAUUUCUGCCAAAGUUUAAAUUAUAGAAAUCUAAUGUACCAAAAUGCUAACAUCUUAAGAAGCUAUUUAAAAAAAAAUAUCUUUGACACUUUUAUGGAAGACUGAAACCUUAAUGUUGGUGCUAUUGCUUGUAUCCUGUCAGGAAAACUUAGCUUCAAAGGAUCAAGAAUGGUAGAACUUUUUUUUUAAUGAGUAUCUGUUCAUAAAGGUUGAUCAAAUGAUAUGUGUGCUGGUAAAUGGCUUGUUACUUUAACAAGCAGAUUCCUUUUUUAUUAAGACUAAUGGCAUGCUGGCAUUGGAUACAGAUUCUAGAACAUGUGAUCUUCCUGUCUGGGGGAUUAUAAAAAAAGCUGAAUAUAAAGGUCAAGAUUGUUCUAAAA